UUAUAAGUAAAAGUCCUCUUACUUCUUCCGGGUCGCUGUCCGUCACCUAAACGUUUCCGGUGAGUCAUCAGUUCGGUUUCCGGUUCGUCAUCAGUUGGACUUUCCGGUGAAGCUCUCUACACGCAGACAUGCCUCUUGCAAAGGAUCUGUUACACCCGAGCCUGGAGGACGAGAAGAGGACACACAAGAAAAAACGCCUCGUUCAAAGUCCAAAUUCAUAUUUUAUGGAUGUCAAAUGUCCAGGCUGCUACAAGAUCACCACAGUGUUCAGUCACGCUCAGACGGUCGUGCUGUGUGUCGGCUGCUCCACCGUCCUCUGUCAGCCUACGGGGGGGAAAGCUCGCCUCACGGAAGGAUGUUCGUUCAGGAGGAAACAGCACUAGUUUGACCACACGUGGUUGGACGCAGUUGUGGCUGGACGGAGCUCGGGGUCAUGAAGAAUAACACUGCCAGGGAGACGAUGCUUCUACGAGGAUAGGAGGGCGGAAAUACCAAUCAUGUAAUAUUAGAAGUCUCUUUUGAAUAUGCACAGAUAAAGGCUUAGCAUUUUUGAGACUCCUCAUAUACAAUUGUGCACCCCUCUUAAACCCCCCUUGUUGUUUUGUGGUAAAAUGUCUUUGUGCAUCCAAGGAGUCCUUAUACGUCAGUACCCUCAAAAUGUGCUGAUACAGAUCCAGGUAGUUCAGGACUGAGCGAUUUGCUUCACAUGACCAUGAUAACGUCCGAAUCGUAACAGAAAGUUGGGUGUACACUGAGCUGUGGCUUAGUACACAUUGUGUACCUUAUUUGAAACGGUACACCACGAUGUGGCGCUGGUCCGGGGCCGCUGUCACACCAGUUCGGGAUUUUGAUUCAGGGAAAGUCAUUGCUGGUUCUGAUUCUAAUGGUUGUUAAACUCUGAACUAUAACAGUAAUUAUGAAUGAUUAUUGUUCAUUUUGGGUCCUUAUCAUAAUUCUAGAUUGAACAUUAAUAAAGCAGAUGGUGUGAACGAUCACUUGGUAAUGGGGACACUUUUCUUACGUCCUGAUUGUACACUGCUUACAAAUAAAAUUAUAUGGAUAUUA
This is a messenger RNA of Gasterosteus aculeatus aculeatus (three-spined stickleback), 1065 nucleotides long. RefSeq names its product ribosomal protein S27, isoform 2 (gene rps27.2). Gene Ontology annotation, cellular component: ribosome. The record is from RefSeq and is a predicted model, not a curated record. Gene Ontology annotation, biological process: translation. Gene Ontology annotation, molecular function: structural constituent of ribosome. NCBI's taxonomy places the organism in Eukaryota, Metazoa, Chordata, Actinopteri, Perciformes, Gasterosteidae.